AUGUCAAUAGGUACUAAAAGUGGUACUUAAUUUUUUAUCUUGAUGGUAAACAAUGAAAAUAUCGAAAACGGUAGUGUGAUGGCUAAAUUUGCUAUAGCUACUAGCGCUUUUAGUUUAGCAUAAAUAUUUGCUCUUGAUACCUCAGCUUCAUAUUAUUCUUGCUUGGAUAUCGUUGUAAGCGAGGAAAACUAAUAAAAUAAUACAAUUUCCAUUCUCUAUUCAAAAUCAAGUGAAGUUAUCUUAAGUAAAAUAUCUGUGUUUGGCUAUAAAGUAUUCAGCAAUUAAAGUAUUGGAUAUGUGCUUACCGCAAGUUUUACUAGUAUGUCUAACAAAAUUCAUAAUAGCUAUGAACAAAUUUCCUAUUUGAAAGGAAGAUUUAACAGACUAUACCCUAACCAAUAUAAAUUAUAUGGAACAACUAAAAAUAAUUGGAACUGCCUCUAUGCUUCAUAAUUUACAAACAGACUUUACUCAUUAGUAAUUAAUGAACAUUUUGGAUAAAAAUGUAUCUCUGCUACUGAAAGCUUUGAAGAAAGAAAUUUAACAUUCAUAUUGAACUUUAAUCUUUCAUAACAAACAUUAGAAUAAUUUUAUGAAGCUGGUGAAUAUUUUUAAUUACAGCAAGUUUCUUCUGAAUUUUAGAAUAUUUCAGAUGUCAUUGUAGAUCAAAACAAAACAUGCAUAGAUUUAAAUUCAGUUAAUUACUAAAUAGACGAUUUACAUUUUGACAUAAGCACAACUUAUCCUACCUUUUAAUUUAACUAGUUAUUGAACAUUGUGAAAAAUACUAAUUGGAAUCAAGGUCAUCAGAAGAAAAAGUUUAUUACAAAAUAGGCAAGUCAAUCGUACAAAAUCUAAAUGAUUAUUUUAGAUUAGAUACAUUGA
Messenger RNA from Stylonychia lemnae, 885 nucleotides. NCBI's taxonomy places the organism in Eukaryota, Ciliophora, Spirotrichea, Sporadotrichida, Oxytrichidae. The record is from the annotation of a GenBank genome assembly.